Molecule: messenger RNA, 1561 nt
Organism: Zingiber officinale
Lineage: Eukaryota; Viridiplantae; Streptophyta; Magnoliopsida; Zingiberales; Zingiberaceae
Product: N-acetyl-D-glucosamine kinase-like
Exons: 7
Coding region: 293-1369 (358 amino acids)
Source: RefSeq, a predicted model, not a curated record
GUAGACGCCAAACACUGCCUUUCUUCGUCUCCUUCCUUCGACGGUUCUUUGACGCGAAUCCAAUUCCCUCUCCUUCACCCAUGAUCUUGAAAGAAAAGGAAGGAUUGUGUGCGAUCGAUUCUACGAUUCCUUCUCAAGGUCGAAUUCUGUGCGGCGGUGAGUGGGUUCGGCGCGGCGAAUCGGAGGAAGACGAGGUCGCCAGAGUUUUGGUUUGUUUCUUUUUGAGGCUUUUUCCGAGUUCGUUUAUCUACGCCGAGGUAAGAGGGUGCUGUGGGAGAGAAACACGGAGGCCAUGAAGCUGUAUAGGAAUGGGGAGAUUUGGGGUUUCGAGGCUCAGGUCCCGCCGAGUCCCGACGGGGGCGUCGUGCUCGGCGUCGAUGGAGGCACCACCUCCACGUUGUGCGUAUGCCUUCCGGCCUCCUGGCCCCUUCCUCAGCCCUUGGCUGUCCUUUCCCGAGCCGUUGGUGGAUGCUCUAAUCACAAUUCCGUUGGAGAAAAGGCUGCUAGGGAGACCCUAGAGGAUGUUAUGGCCCAAGCUCUUUCAAAAGCUUCUUGUAGUCGCUCAUCUGUACGGGCAGUUUGCUUGGCUAUAUCUGGAGUUAACCAUCCUUCAGAUCAACAGAGGAUAAUUAACUGGCUCAGAAAUAUAUUCCCAGAUAAAGUUGCAUUCUAUGUUGAAAAUGAUGCUGUUGCAGCGAUGGCCAGUGGAACAAUGGGCAAGCUUCAUGGAUGUGUAUUAAUUGCAGGCACAGGAACCAUUGCUUAUGCAUUCACAGAGGAUGGAAAACAAGCCAGAGCAGCUGGUGCAGGACCAGUUUUAGGGGAUUGGGGGAGUGGAUAUGGCAUUGCUGCUCAGGCAUUGACUGCAGUCAUCAAGGCACACGAUGGGCGGGGGCCUCAGACAAAGUUAACAAAGAGUAUGCUUGACAUGCUUCAACUUUCUUCACCAGAUGAACUGAUUGGGUGGACUUAUGCAGAUUCUUCUUGGGCUCGUAUUGCCGCAUUGGUUCCCACUGUGGUAUCUACUGCUGAAGAUGGUGAUGAAGUUGCAAAUAAGAUUCUAUGUGAUUCUGUUCAAGAGUUGGCAGAUAGUAUUAUAGCAGUUGUAAAGAGACUGAGAUUGUGUGGCGAAGAUGGCAAGGAGACUUUCCCGCUCGUAAUGGUUGGCGGUGUUCUCGAAGCUAAUAAGAGAUGGGAUAUUGGUAAGGAAGUUGUGAAGUGCAUUUCCAAGGUUUUUCCAGGAGCUCUACCUAUUCGACCUGAGGUAGAACCAGCAGUAGGUGCUGCAUUAGUAGCCUGGAAUCGAUAUAUCAGAGGAAUUAAAGAUGUACAGGAAGAAGCUGAUUCCCCUCAAAUCUCAGUCACAUAGUAACACAUCUAUAGCAGCUGAUGAUCAUUAAAAAUGGCAUACUAGAGAGGAGAGUCAUCACCAGUAAACAACUCAUUCUUUUCUCUUGCAAAGAUUUCCCUGUAAAUGAGAAUCAAUUUGGUUGGGCCUAAAUUUGUAUUUCAUAACUGGUGUUCUUAACAAGAUUCAUAUAUAAUCCUGGUUUCUUCUUUA